GGUGUUUCUUUCGUGUUUUCUUGCGUGUAUAUUUUUUAAAUAACAAGGGCAUUGUUAUUUAGGCUGACUGUUGUUUAUAUAAGUGCGAAAAAUAAAUAUACAGCAACUUAUGUUGUGCAAUGCUGAAAAUUGUUGAUACGGAAGAUGCAAUUACAACUGUAUUCGACGCAAUAUAAUAAAAAGAACAAAUUUACGUAUCAGGAAAAUGUAAAUUUUGUAUAUUGAUGCUAUGUAUCGUUUAUGAUAUACACAGUAUCGUUUACAUGCGCAUCUAAAUCUGUGACGGAACGCACGAGUGAAUGUAGUCUUUUGGAUUGUUCCAUCUAAAAAUGGAACGAGGCAGUUGAAGCGGAUUUGCGAUGACCACAGCGUGAUCGUGUACAGUCGAGUCCCUGCAGUUAUGUAACGACCCUAGCGCGUCACCAUAAGCACGUGCAUUUGUUGCACGCGGCAUUUCACGCUUCCACGUAAUAGGAGAUCGCGCACGCGGAUGUUUAGCGAGGCCUUCUUGCCCCCUGUUUCCUAGCAACAUACUGUUGAUACUCCUGACCACCCCCAUGGACAUAAUAAUAUUCCAUUACAACAUAAAUGCAGUAAAGUGGUUGCUAGGAGUUGUGGCCAUAAACAUUACACAGUUUGGACUUUGAUCAAUUAUUUAUCCUUAUGGCGCCAAUGCGCGGCGACCGUGGCGGUUCCCCCCCUCCCGCUCGAGGCGCCCGCGCCUCCCUGCCGCUGCCCCGGCGGCUCAUCCGACAGAUCGCAAGACACGUCGCGUCAAGUGGCCGGUCGCUGCGCCGACUCGAGGUGUCGGGCCGCGUCAUAGACAACUUCGACGAUAUCGACGACGUGUCCGACGAGUCCGACAUGGAAACCCCGCAACCUGCCAGGGUCGCGUGUGGUGGCAAUGCAGGCAACCUACCCCCGGCGUACCAUGAUGAUGAGCUCACAAGUCUGAGCUGGUUGCAGGACAGGAAUUUACUGAGAGGUAUAAAUCUUACAACGAAAAGUGAUAUCGAGGAUCCAAGAAUAGUGAAACAUGAAGUUAUAAUAAAGUGUGAGUCAAAGACACCGCCUCCAGUAGCACGUGUUCCCUCCCCUCCCCGCACCCCAUGCAAGACGCCCCCUUCACCCCCCACGACGCACACGAAGCCCCCCUACUCUUUCUCGUGUCUCAUAUUUAUGGCCAUCGAGGCGGCGCCCACGAGAGCUCUGCCCGUGAAGGAGAUAUACGCCUGGAUCAUCCGACACUUCCCGUACUUCAAGAACGCUCCACAGGGAUGGAAGAACAGUGUGCGGCAUAAUCUGUCAUUGAAUAAGUGUUUUCAUAAGGUAGCUGCUGUGCCUGGCAUUGGUAAGGGAUCUCUAUGGACUGUAGAUCCACAGCACCGCAACACACUCCUACAGGCCUUCGGUCGUCAGCCUGUGCCUCCAGUGGAAGCUGAAGUGCCAGAUUCCGGGGGGAAGAACACUCCCGAUCCCCAGCUGUUCCCGUACCUCGCCCGGCGGCUGGCGGACGGCAUCAAGAUGGAGCCGGGUGCUGAUGAGUACCUGGCCGCCGCCUCCGUGCUGGCCAUGAAGUAUGGACCCGCUGUAUUGGACCAGCUGCCACCCGAAGCGCAUUUAGUAAUAUCGCGGUGCGCUCGCGACGAACACUCGUACAGCGGCGGCGAAGAACGACGGACGGCCGAGGCGCUGCUGAACCUGGCCGGAGUGACGCACCCCGCGCUGAGCUAGCGACCCAGCACUGACCACUGCUUGUUUAGAGUAACACAUUGACACAUUGACACUUACAGUACAAAACCGUAUAAUUCUCUAUGAAAACUUACCGUCGCAGGCAAUGACGUUCUAUACACAUAUAAGGACAUGAUAUCAUUCGCAGGGUGAAAGCGGAACGACAAAAGUAAAGACAAUGUAAUCAAGCACACUUUUCUCCUAAGUCGUGUGUCAACUGUCACUGUCUGAUUCAAAUUUGAACUGAAUAUGUUUUACAUUGCUGCUUAUUCACCAAGAAUAUUUUAAACAACUGGAGUAAAUCACGCAAUGUAUAGCUACAGCGUUUAAAUCUUAGUAUGUUGUAAUGGAUUGGUCCAUAUUUCGGCUUUGUUUUUAUGCGUGAUAUGUCUAUAUGUAUAGAACGGCUUAGUCGCGGCCUUGUAAUGCCCGCAAUAAUCAUAUUGUUAUAAAAUCACCAGACAGUCUGUUACAUUUACCUUAGUAAUCAGCGGGCUUGUUGAACAAGCUUAUCAUUUCGUUGUGUUAGAAUAAAAUCAUUAUACAGCGUAUAUCAAAUAAACACACAGGUAGAACUACUUAACCUAAUUCAUAAAUAAAAUACAUAAUUCACCUAAAUAAAUAAAUUUUCCAUAAAACCAUUUCGGAGCAACCUGUAAGAAAUCUAGUAGCCGCGCACUAGCGUAGGCACUGACACCUACUUCGUCCCGGCGAUAAGGGUGAUUAAAAUUUUGUUUCCUACAUAUAUAAUUUGUUUGAUAAUUUCAAUUUUUAUUUUUAGUUAUUUUUUUACGAUUAAGGUUAGACACCCGUGUGUUUAUUUAAUAUCGCCAAUAUAGCGCAACGAUGUAUAAAACGAAAGGUAUGCGGAAUAAAUUUACAAAACUUCCUGUGCAUUUAUCAAAACCCACAAUUCAAUUAAAAAUGUUUUUAGGCCUACAUCCUUUCUAUUGUCACCUUAAUUUUAUUUGAUACUAAAGCUAAGUUGUCUCUUAUUGAAACUAGCGGCCUUUUUUAAUAAAGCCGGAAAAAUAUAGUAAUUAAAUAUCUUGAAAAUUACUUACCUGGGUGAGAGUCCAUAUAACUAGGGACACACACAUAGAUUUUUAUAUUCCAACUAAAUAUAUGUACAUUGAAGUGUUAAUGUGACAUGACGAUUGGUAAAACCAUUCUUGGUUAGUUGGUAAAAUAGUUUAAAUGAAAUUUCAUAUUCACACUUUUGAAAACUUUAUAUUUAGUUGCCUUACAAUGUUGUUUUUAAAAACUGUGUUCUAAAACAUGUUUAUUGGUUUUAAUUGAAACUAAAAUUUGAGUUAUGAAAUGUAUAAUAAUUCAAGUAAUAUUAGUUGCAAUUGGCUACAAUAAUGUAGAUUUAAUUAAUCAUGAUAUUUGUGUGACAUUUUAUUUUAAUCUGAUGAUGGUUUAAGUAUAAUAUGAACUGUGUUAUUACAAAAAAGCUAAACAUGUGUUGAACGCCUGAUUUUAAAAAGUUCUAUUACAAAUCUGUGUCUUUCAGUUGUUUAGCGUUCAACAAUCUUUCCACAUUACUUAUAUUUUAACCAUAAACUCAGUAUACUAUCGUAAUAGAUAAACCCUGUGUGAAAGUGAGAUAGCUACCCUUAAAUGUGAGAUAAAAUCCUAGGUUGGGAAAGAGACGGAAUAGAUGAAGACCAUGAAACCGUUUUGAAACAAUUUAGUCCAUUAGUCUCCUGUCAAAUUGUACCGCGUUUUGAUUUUAGUGUUUUUAUUGUUAUUGGUCUGUGUUUUAACAGAUUAAUUUUAUUUAAUUAAAAAAUAUUGGUGUCGUGUUCUGUAUUAGAUUGUGUUGUAGGUACCUAUAGCAAGAAUCCAACUAAAGAAACAUUUCACUAACCACUAAUUCUUCAAUACUACUUUCGUUAUGUUCAUUUUCGUAGAACAUAUUCACUAGAAUACUAAAUAUUACAUUUUAUAUAAGCAGUAAACACGAUAUUUGCUAAAGAUUAUAUUAAUUAAAAAAAUGUGUCAAAAAAUAAAAUAUUGUAUACGUGAAUAUGAUGCCUUUUAUCAAUAUUUGUCAUAGAGAUCGACCAAAAGUAAAAUACUACACACUUCACUAACUCACUAGAUUUAUUGAUGUAGGCGUUACUUUGUGGAAAUCCAUAAAUAUACAAAUGAUUUGAGUUUUCUUUAGUGUUAAUUCUGCCAAUAUUUGUCUUUAAACAAUUCGACACGUGUUUCGCCACACAACAAAUUUUCAGCCUCUCAAAGAGUCUCGUGCCAGAUUUUGGCGAGACAACACGUCCUGAGGAUGCCUCGUGUAUAGGCGAAACACGUGUCGAAUUGUUUAAAGACAACUAUUGGCGGAAUUAACACUAAAGAAAACUUAAAUCAUUUGUAUAACUCACUAGAUGACAACUGACAAAAAUUGCGAUCCGUUCCUCUAAUUGUUCAUGUUUACUUGAGUUUAUGUUGUCCUUAGCGACUUUUUAGUUUAACACAAGCUGAACACUGUUUUGUAAUAGAAAAAGAUUAAUUCCAUUUUAGACGUCGUUAUUGUUAGGACAGUGACGUUGUUAUUGUUAGGACAGUGACGUUGUUAUUGUUAGGACAGUGACGUUGUUAUUGUUAGAUCACUGUCUAACAAUCUAAGCCUAAAACAUGUUUUUUUUUUUUUGUAAUAACACCGUAAAUUUUUAUUUUAUCAAGUUUAUCUUGUAAUUUAUUCUAAGAAUAUCUCGUUAUUUGCACGGAAAUCUACUUAUUUACAGAGAAAUGCAUUGAUAAAGUUAUGUGAAUGCUAAAAUUAAUAUUAUUAGUAAACGAAAAUUACUUGGUAAUUGGUGGUGUAUGUUAUGGUAUUUAUUAUUUCUUAAUAAAUUUUUAUUUUGUCUUCCUUUGUUAGUUUAAAGCCGUCACAUAAUAUACAAUAACAUAAUAUGCAGACCAUUAUUUUAUUAUAUGCAUAAAAUUAAAUUCAGUUUUACUAUAAUCAAAUUAAAUUGAAACCAUUUGGGCAAAGCCUUAUAAUAUUUAAGUAGUGGAAACAACAUAUAACAUAGUUCUAAGAACAAACUAACCACAAACUGUAGAGUGAUAGUUUAUUAUCUAUGGUUGCCUCUUAACGUACAAGUUUACCAUUCUAUCUAGUCCUCACAAUUCAGUAAAUAUACGAGAUACUUUUAAAUUAAUUUUUUUUAAGAUAAAUAUUCUAUUUGGGAUUUGUAUUUGAAUAUAGAUAUCAUUUACUCAAUAAUCUACAUAAAUAGAAUAUAAUGGUGAUGUGUAAAAUACAAAAAAUUAUGCAUCUUAAAUAUAAUUAUUGAGAAUACCACAUAAUAAUACUUAUUAUGUAACUUUUUGGUAUAUUUUUGCCCAAUGAAUUCAUGCCUUUCUUAGCUUGCCUUGGCAUUGUAUCUUAUAUAUAGGUAAAAAUUGUUUUAAUAUCAUAUUAAUAUUUAUAAGAAUAAUAAUAAUUUACAGCCUGUGAUUGAUGACCACACUUUCACAUUGAAUAACUUAAAAUAAUUUAUAGAUGGGUUAUUUUAUAUUCAUGCAACUACUCGUAAUUGAGUUAGGUAUACAAUUAAUUCUACUUAAGAUUAAUUUUUAACUAUGUGAGAAGCGAAAGUAUAACAUCUGCUUCACUCGUAUUUAAACGCUUUUUAGCCAAGUAGCAAAUUUUUAAAGUGGACUACAUAUGUAUUGUCCAAUAAUUAUUAUAGUAUAAAUAUUUUCUUCUAAUUUAAUAAUAAUAUAAUUCUUUUUCCAAUGGCGUAACACGCCAAAUAUUUAUAGAAUGGAUAUAUAAUUACAAUUAGCUGAAUCUAUCCUCUUGAUAUAAUAGUGAAAUAUGAUAUUCUAAAGUAAGUGUUAAGUGCUCACGCGUGAAUCAUAUAUAUUAUUAUUGUUAAGUAUAAGGAUACAUAGCUCUAAGCUAAACUUUUGUGUUCACGGCUUUGUGAUCUUUCUAUUUAUUGUUUUAUUUCAGUGUAAGUGUGUAUUGUAGGGUAAGGGCCGGCUGAAUCUUUACAUGAUGUCACAUUGUUUUGUUAUUUAUUUAUCUAUAAAUUAUUACAGAUUAGUUAUAAAUAUUUGGUUGAUUCGUGAUUCGCUGUGAAACAUCAUAAGGGUAAAUCAACCUGAACUUGUACUCUUUUGGUGUUGUAUUAAUUACUACUAUGUGAAACGAAAUUCUUAAUUGUUUGAGAUUUCAACUAAUGUGGUUUCGAGAAUUCGCGGUGUGAGAACGUCCGCACUCACCACACUGGCACGAUGCAAAUUGUAAAAUAACUUCUUUAUUGCGAAAAGUCCUCCGAUAAUAGAUUUAAAGUUGUUUCAAUUAAGAAAGUAACGGUAAUUUUAAAUUAUGCAGUUACGACAAAAAUAUCUCGUUUAUAAAAGUACUAGUACUGCGGCAUUUUACCCCAGUAGGUGUCAAAAAUGGAAAUAUAAUUUUAGCAUUCGUUUCUGUUGUACUGUUUUCAAUCAGAAAUUUUCAACAUUUUCUAAAUUAAAUUAUUGUGCAAAUAAAUAAUAAUUAAAAAGAUUAUUCUAAUUUUUAACGAUAUAGUUUAAAUUGGGCUUUUGUCUUGUAUAUCAGAGAUGUCAGGCGUUAAGUAAGUCUAAAAUAUGUCGUUGCGAAUUUAAGGGUUGGUAGUUAGUUACUUUUUCGUUUCUUUUGACUUCUUGUAGAGACUAUAAUGUAUUGAACCAAUGUUGGUUCUGUGAAUAUGAUUACUAUUCGUUCUAUUAGUAACGUAAUAUAACGCGAAUAAUAAAAUGCCUCGUUCAGUAUCAAAAAUUGUUCAGGCUUACAACACAUAGAUAAAUAACGUAUUUUUUAUAAACAACGAUGUGUUAGGUUAUCGACAGUGUAAAUCACACGAAAUUGUGAGUGCUGUCGUUGUACAAGAAUAUAAUGUUGUAGAAAAUUUGUCUAGACUGAUGCAAUGACUGAUUCGUAAAGCAAUAUUAUUUAUUAGUGGAAAAUAUAACUAUGGAAAAUGAUUUCGCGAGUUCUAAAUUGUUUGUUUUUGAUUCUGUGCCAAAAUGAAAUCCUACUGCUACGAACGAAUCCAGACAUAUACCAGUAUAUUGUAGGUAUCUGUAAUAAAGAGUUAGUCGUAGUGAAUAAGUGAUAUAAUUAGUACAUAAUAUAAUGCUUAAAUGAAUUACAUUUUUGCUGUAUUUAGAAGCGUCUUCCAUGUUAAAUUUCUGUAGAAACAAUACGAAUGUACAGUCGUGGUGAAAAGUGAACGAUAACAUUUUAGAUAUAACUUUUAUCUGUGUUGUGAUGUGUCUGUGUCUACGGGUCUAGUGUAGUGCACUUUUCUUGACGACUGUCAGCCUUAGCCUUCGUUUCAAUGUUAUAAACAUAAGUAGACUAUUAUAGUGAACAUACAACAGCAAUAAUUAGUGAAUAGAAUAUCGCUCUUAGCUAUGUAACUGUGGUAUAAAACCGUUCUAUAUUAAGUUCCGGUCUUAGAAUAAUAGUAGGUACAUUAAUGCGUGACAGUUGAAUGUUGACAAGUGUCAUUCUUCGCAAAGCGGCCUUUCGAUGUUCGAGGACUUGAGCUGUGAUUGUGAUUUUAGUUUAUGGAUAAACUAGCCUGCGAGAAAAUAUAAAAAUAUAUAUCUCAAUGAAAUGUUUAACAAAAUAAGGCAAAUGUGUUUUUUAUAUAUUCUCGUUAGCUUAGUUUGAUACGAUUUUAUCAUUUGCAAUGUUCAAGUAUAAUAUCAUAGCUACGGUGUAUAUUUAGUAUCUAGGCAUAAACCGUUUUUCAAGCAAGGCUGUAAGCAAUGUUGCCAUACAAAUGUUUAUGCUUAUGAAACCCAUGAAGAAUUAUAUCUAAAUGAUAUUAAAAUUGUUGUACGGCUCAGUAAAUUAUAAAUGAUUUAAUUAUUAAUUUAUUUUAGUUAAGAUAAGUUAAAUUGUUAUACUUUCGUAAUGUAGUUAUUGGUUCGUGAAACGAAAUUCUUAAUUGUUUGAAAUUUCAACUAAUGUGGUUUCGAGAAUUCGCGGUUUGAGAACGGCCGCAUAAUGGCACGAUGCAAAUUUAAAAAUAACUUCUUUAAUGCGAAAACUUCUCCAAAAAUAAAUUUUAAACUUUUCCAAUUAAGAAAGUAACCAUUAUUAAAAAUUAGGCAGUUACAACAAAAACAUAUCUUGUUUAUAAAGGUACUAGUACUGCGGCAUUUUACCCCAGUAAGUGUCAAAAAUGGAAAUGUAAUUUUUGCUUUCGAAUUACGUGUUGAAAUUAAGAAAUAAUUUGUAUCGAGCCAUUUAAAAAAUGAAGUACCUAAUAUUUGACAUCAAAAAUUGUAUUUGAAGUAAGAGCCGACGUGAUGUUGUUGUUAAUAGUUUCGCCGCUUGCUGUGACACCGAUUUAUAUUUAUUGCUAUUGUUGGAACUUCUACCAAAAUUUUAUUUGUGAAUUAUUAAAUUGUCUCUGUACAUAUCUUUAUGAAUAAAUUAUGUACCUACCAAUGA
Leptidea sinapis is the source of this 8203-nucleotide messenger RNA. Its product is annotated as forkhead box protein N3-like. The record is from RefSeq and is a predicted model, not a curated record. Gene Ontology annotation, cellular component: nucleus. Gene Ontology annotation, biological process: regulation of DNA-templated transcription. The coding region runs from base 664 to 1734 and encodes 356 amino acids. The transcript has 9 exons. NCBI's taxonomy places the organism in Eukaryota, Metazoa, Arthropoda, Insecta, Lepidoptera, Pieridae. Gene Ontology annotation, molecular function: DNA-binding transcription factor activity; cis-regulatory region sequence-specific DNA binding.